GUGCUGUGGCUAAAGAAGAGCCAGGAGAACAAAAGUCUGGGCGCAGGCUGUUGCUGCCGGAGCCAGAGUCUGAGCCAGAGCUGCCAAGGCUCAAACACAGGAGAAAUACCUCACCUCAUCUUUAUCUCUCUGGUGUAACGGAAGUUUCAGAUGACCUGUGUGGCAGUGGGAACUACACAGCAGAGAUGAGUCUGAACCUGGGUGGAGGUGUAGAGCCUGGGGAUUCUGUGCCUGCCCUGGGGAACCUCCGAGUGGUUAUCAACCUGAAGACAAACAACAGUCGGGUAAACCUCGAGGUCACCUCAUGUUGCCUGUCCCCGACCACCCAGCCUGACCUCAGCAACUCUACCUGCUGCCUUUUCUCCAGGUUAGCAGCAGAGCCAGCGGGGAUCACACUGCUGCCCAGUGCCCUGUCAACCAGUGCCAGCUUCACCAUCAGUCUCUUCCAAAGGAUUAAUUACUCCGUAGUGUACCUACACUGUGAUCUCAGCGUCUGCCUGAAGAACCAAUCUGACUGUGAAAGGCAGUGCCUUCAGCAGCGGAGUGCAUUUUCCUUAGGGGGUCCAGAGGCUGUUGUUACCAAUCUCAGGAAUCGAAUAUCAUUUGGUCCCAUGUUGAAAGAAGUGAACAAUUCUACCUUCCCAGGGGAGAUAGACCCAUCAGAGCUGGACCUGGUUCUGGUCAUCGUCAGCCUGGUGGUUGGCUCCUCUCUUGUCACAGUGAUGCUGCUGCUGGUGUGGCUGGCCUACCGUCGCCGGGCAAUCUGGCUGCUCCACUCGGCGGCUCCACCACGGGCCUGCUGUGGCUGUCUGCGCCCAGGAGGCCCACAGCUAUGCAGUAGAGCUUAACACACUUCCAAUAGAGGUUGACUGCAGCAGUUGGCCUUUGUGGAUUUCACUGGUAGCAAUUGUGAAACUGGGAAAAGAGUCUUGGACAA
Messenger RNA from Perca fluviatilis (European perch), 937 nucleotides. Its product is annotated as uromodulin-like 1. The transcript has 6 exons. The coding region runs from base 186 to 848 and encodes 220 amino acids. NCBI's taxonomy places the organism in Eukaryota, Metazoa, Chordata, Actinopteri, Perciformes, Percidae. The record is from RefSeq and is a predicted model, not a curated record.